This is a messenger RNA of Bactrocera neohumeralis, 7418 nucleotides long. RefSeq lists its product as uncharacterized. NCBI's taxonomy places the organism in Eukaryota, Metazoa, Arthropoda, Insecta, Diptera, Tephritidae. The record is from RefSeq and is a predicted model, not a curated record. The transcript is spliced from 8 exons. Bases 2550 to 5075 code for a protein of 841 amino acids.
UAGAAGGGUGCUCCACUCGAGACGAGUUGCCGCGCGUGAAAACGAGUCUUAAACAGUUUCUUUAGCAUAAAUCAAAUGCAAUAAACAGCAAAGCAAAAGAAAGAGUUGAAUUAGUAUAUAUGUAUGUACGUACGUACUCCUUCGCAUAAGUUUAUGUAUGUGUGUGUAUGUGUGCAGGCGCGUAGAAAUCUGAAUUGAGUUUUUGUUAGUUUUGUGCGGAUUUCUUCGAAAACUUUGCAGUUAAGCUUUUUGAAACAGAAUACUUUGUGAACACACACACACACAUGCACAUAUAUGUGCAUACAACCGUUGUAGCUGCUGCGUGUGUUCUGUGUGCCAUUUGCCACAGUGACUACAAAUAUUCAUCUAGGGAGACAUUGAGACCCAAUUGCCGUUGCAAGGCGCGCACCUACACACACAUACACGCAGCUGCACGCAACAAUUAACGCUCGCGGCAGGAAAAAAGUGCGACACACACACACACACAGGCAAAGUGCAGCGGGUAGCUCGCUUAUGGCGGCAGUGAAAUUCGAUUUACAAGUGACGAUGCAAUUUAACAACAACAACAAGGCAACAGCAGUGUAGCACACUUGGCCAGAGAAAUUAAACGGUGGCCGUAAAACCGGUAAAAAGCGGCAUUUGAACCAAAAACAAAAAAAAAAAAACAAGACGGAUUCGACUGCAAGAACUUGUAGCAUAAGCGAUCUUCAACGCCAAGUGAAAAAUAAAAAAGCAACUUAAAUUUAACGACCGUCGAACUAGUGCUUCCGGGGCACUCCGAAUAAUUAUUACAACAACUUUUCCUAAGUAAAAGGAAAAGUGUAACUUUCUGCUCGAAAUUGUAACUGUGUCGCAGCUGAAUUUUCAAAAUACACACACGGGUGUGCAUGUAUGUGUGUGUUAUUAAAUAAAAUUCACUAAAAUUCUGCGCGCGUCCCACUCGUUUGCGCCGUUUUAUUGCAAUUUACAGUUUUCGAAAUUCCGAUUUCGUGCCAAUUUCCCAGAUAUUCGCCAAAAACUGCAAGCAUUUCGGCGCGAAGUCCAACAACAACUGCGAAAAAUGUAAAAGCGCCUUAGAUAGUUUAAAUAAAAAUAAUAAAAACCAGAUCAACGAACCAGAAAAACAACAAAAACAAUCAACAAGCAGCGCGAGUUUCGGAUUUUUAGCUUUUAGUUUUGUUGCCCACACACGCACACACGCGCGUAUGCUAACAUAUACAUAUACAUAUACAAACAGCCGUUUGAGCGAACGUGCAUAUAUUAGCCAUUUAACGGUACUUUGCAUACGACUUCAUUUCGGCGUCGCUUGAAACAAAUGCAAAUUAAUAUCGGCAAUUAGCAUAAAGACGACUUGCCAAAAUUACAAACAAUAAAAACAACAAUCUAAAAAAAAUAGUUAAAUCCAACAAUAACACAAAUCAACGCUGCUCAUUUCUCGGCACGAAAGCUUGCGAAUUUCACACAAUUUCUUUAAUAAAAUUUUUUAUUUCAAUUUACUAGCGACUAAAUGAGUUAAUCUCUUUAUUAAAAAAUAAAAAUUAAUCAGUGAGAAAACAUUAACGAAAAUAUUUUGCAUGCGAAAUAAAUGCGAUUCAUCAAAUCUAUAGCCAAUUAAACAAAAACGGAAAAAAUAAAGCAAAAACAACAACAAAACCAGAUUUAUCUUCAUUUGCUUGCUGACACUUGGCGGCUUUGUUUUUAACUAAGUUCUUAUCGAGAGCAACAACAACUGGCGCGUCUUAAGAGAUUAUAACCAGCAUAAAAGGUUCGUAUGUACCACAGACAGGAGGGCACUGCGACCACACACCAACAGUGCCAAGUUGUUGCAACGAUACGUGCGACAGUGCCGUUCAGCCGCAAGUGAAAAAUAUCUGCCUUAACUUAACCUGGCGUGUGGUAUAUAACGUGUUCGUUGAACCGAUUACUUACGCACCACUAUACCUAGAAUUCAGCGGCAGAGUGUAUCGCGACGAAGCCGAAUGCAGUAUCUCACUUACGCACUGCAAACAUCCUCACGUUUCCUCACAACGUCCGCACCCAUAACCAACACACACACCGCCUUCAACAACAAUAACAACAACUACACUAACCCGCCCACAAACAGCGCGAUCAGGGCACAAUCCAACAACAACAUAGACUUACAUUUUCCCAAUCAAAAUCCCAACAACAACAGCAACAAUCGCCAACAGCCGAGAAUCACCACGACGAACAACAUAUUAGGCACCUCGCGUCGCAGCAGCAGUAAUUCAGCAGCUAUAGCAGCCGCAACAACAAAAGUAUCAUUUGCGCAGAGCGAAGUAAUCCACAACUACCAAACCACAUCCACUACAACAACACUACCACCAAUUCACAGCACUUGCCACGAGUGCAGCUGCAGCGACGCAACAACAUUCGAAACAACCAGCGCAGCAGAAGCAGCAGCUGCAGCCGCGCCGACAGCCGCAACAGUAGCGCCAUCAGCGACAACGGUGCCGCAGCGCGAAUGAAAUUUACUCACGAUUAAUGUUAGCAUUGCGCGCAACAAACUGCUUUCAUUCUUCAAUCGCGACAUGGCCGCAACGGAUGGCCAAAUAAUACUGGCCGCCUCCCGCUUCGGUGACACCGAACCGCCGGUGUACCUGCGCGAGUUCUCCAAACAGCGAUUGCCUGCGGUCGCAAAAAUCGUCAAGGGCCAACAUCAGAACCUUGGUGUGCCCACAUUGUCGGCGCCCUCGCUUCAAAGCACGGCACUUUUCCUGAGCGCCGGCAAACGGUAUCAGAUACUGGCACAACCGAUUAAAAUCAAAGAGGGACGCAAGACGACAAAUGUCGGUGCAAAGGUGCUCAUACCGGAGACCUAUCCCGGUUACUUUGAGCUACUCAGCGAAGAUGGCCGUUCAACGCGUUGCAUCGAUUCGGUGCUCGAGCUUUCGAAGCGACGCAAUUUACGCGUCCUCGUGCGUGAGACGUUCCGUUGCACGCAGAUGAAUCGCACGAUUCACGCGGGCGAACUGCUGACGACGAUGAACGACAAUGGCAAGUACUUGCAAUGCAAAAAUAUCAAAGACGAGAUCAUCAAUUUGCCACUCGAUACCAAAGCGAAAUUCUCACCGAUCGCCAAGGAAGAUAGCAUUAGCGGGGUGCAUACGGUGAAGAAUCUACUACUCAAACGGAUGCCAGUCAUUGUGAGACUUGUCCAUGGUAGUGCUCCCAAAGGUCUGAAGCAACCCUUCGUACCAGAGUUGCGUCUACUCGGCUGUGUCGAAAUCGAUCGUAUAUUUGCGCUGCCCAUGCAGAAGGAUCACGAUUUGGUGCCAGUACCGCUGAAUGUAAAGAUUAAGUUGCAGCGCGCACGCAACAUGGAGCAGUUGGAGCACUUCAUAGAGUAUACCAGAUUCCUCGAGAAGGCGCAGCGUCUGCUGUCAGAUGCACGAGAUCGCCUGCAAAUAGUUGAUCUUAAGUUGUCGGAGAAGGAGAAGAAAGACUCCAAGUUCAGUAGUCGCAACAAAUUACCCGUGGUUAUGUUGCCAUCGGCAGCAGUCGCCGGCGGCCUUAUGGAGAACGGCUACGUGCUGCGCAAGAGCGCCAGCUGUGAUGCAUAUGGCAAGGGUAUCGGUGGGGCAGCGGGCGUACUCACAAGCGCCGAAAUCGCCGAGGAGUACAACGAAAUCGAUCACAUUUACGAUUAUGUCCGGGGCCUGACGCCACUCUCCAAAGGCUUGUCGCGUUUUGAACCCAUCUGCGAAACGCCGACUAUCAAGUCGCAUCACACCGACAGUAGCGGCAAUUAUUGCAGCCUCAUACGUGUGGGCGCGCAGGCGAGCAGCAACAAUAACAACAAUAACAAUAGCAACAGUUUAAAUGCCAGCAGCGGCAGCAACACAAAUCACAGCGGUGGCGGUGCCGGUAGCGGCAAUAAUGUUAACAACAAUAACAACAACUACAGUAGUUUAGAGUCAGUCAAGCAGACGACGAAUACCAACACGAAUAGCAGUCACAAUAGCAGCAAUCACAGCCACAAUAACAACCACAACAACACUGGCGGCAGUGGCGGCAGUGUUGGUGGUAACCAUCACCAUCACCACCAUCAUCAGAGUCACAGCCACAAUCAUCAUCACAACCACCCACACGCACACCCGCACGCGCACCCACAUGCCCAUCAGUCAGGAAGUGGAGCCAUGGUUAACCACUACCACCAUAACCAUGUUCAAGAGGACAUCAAGCCAGUGCCACCGCCCAUUGAGACUAUACCGGGCAAGAAGUUGCCUGAAAAGCGGCAACGUCCCACAUUACCAAAGCUUUAUCUGAAGAACACGAACAGUGCAGGCACCACAGUAACUGCGGCCGCGGCGGCCAGUCAUCAUAAUCAACAUCAUCACUCGGCGCAGACGCAACACGCUCACACUGGCAACUCGACAGCAGCAGUGGUGAAUGCCACAGCGGCAGCGGUGGCAGCGCAUCAUGUCCAUCACUACCACAGCAAAGUGCUAACACCUAGCAAUAGCAAUAACAACAGUGGUUCCCAUGCCGCAAAUGGACCACUUAGUGCCGGUAUUAUGGGGGCCAGUAAGGAAUGCAUUCUGGAGCCACAGUCACCACUCUUUCAUAUCAGGUACAAGAGCCUCAGCAGCUUGCAGUUGACGCCCGAAAAUACCUCCAUUACCGCCACACCGAUCUCAAGUAACCCCAAAGGUAAUCAGUCAACCGCAAUACCACCGGAUGUGGUACUCAAAUGCAACAGCAUCCUCAACCACCAGUCGCAUCACGCGCCGCACCUACCACCACCGCCGCCGCCACCACUCAGCAAGAGCGCCAGCACUGCUGGCGGCUUAGCAGCUGUAGCCGGUCUCGGCAUGGGCAUGGGUGUGGGCGUCAUACACCAUAAUCCACGCGAAGGUACACUCGACUCGUCGCGCAGCGGCGGACGUACCUCUGGCGAUUCCAACAAGUUGCCCGAAAAGAAGACGCGUCGCCUGUCGCGUCCUCGUAGUCUAUCGAAUUUAGUCUGGGAUCUGCGGCCAUCCAAAGAGAAAUCAAAAAAGAAAUUAUAUAUACAUCACUUCGAUCACCGCCAACAAGCGACACUGUAUUUGUAGUCAGGUGGCAGGAGGGUUGCACGCUACUGGAAAAUGGCGGGACAAGUGGUCGAAGAAAAUGCCAUAUAUAGACUUUAAAUAAGAUCUUACGUAGAAAUAUGGGGCAUAGCUAUUUUGAAUACUUUAAGUUUGCGGUGGAAUGAAGACAGUACCAAUGAAAGAUGAAUGAUGUUGCCAUCACUUUAGAAACCUACACAGCUAUUUGAACGGAAUUUUAAUGCAUUAUCUUAAGCUUCUGAUCCGAUAUCUUCGUCCAGGUAGAAACCACGAUUGGAACACCAGCGCUAAUGUCAAUUGCAGAUCUUACGCAGAACCACUAAAAACUUUAAACGUCAAACUUGAAAUGCACAAACCUAGAAAUUAGAUAUUUAAGCACAUAUAUUGAGAAACGGAGGAAGAAGAGAACAAAUAUCUUAUAACAUUAGUAGAGAAAGCUUUAAAACUAUUUUUUCUCAAUUAAUUAGAUUGUGCCUUUUAUUAGCAAUUAAAAUCCUUUUAAAUAACAAAUUUUAAUAAAGUUAAAAGUGAUCAUGUUUAUUGGCUUAUUGGAAAUAUUGUGGCAAGGCCCCAACAUAUAUUUGUAUGUAUGAAGAAUUAAUUUACGUGUUUAGCUCUCUUUUGGCAUUUUCUUAAAGAAACUAAUAUACAAAAGUCAACUAUUAAGUCUUUGAAUAUCUCAAAACUACGAAAAAAUAUUUGAAAAAUAUAAAAUUUUUGAUAUUUUUCCCAUAAUAUUUUCGAUUCAAAUGAGAUCCCAAAAAAACAAAACAAAAACCAGAAACAUAAGAGUUUGCAACAAACGCACAACCAACGCCGAGAGGUGAAAACUGGAAGCAAAAUAAGUCAGUGCUGUGCUGACUUCGCAUUGAAUCUUGAGAAGAUUCUUUCCGAGGCCCGCACAGGCACUGAGGGACGCCAUAAGUAGAUAACAAACAAAAUAAUGAUAAAAUAAAAGUGAAAGUGGAAGUGGGAGCAGUCUGAGAUAAACUGCAUUGAAUAUGAAUUAAAGUAAACAAAAUAUGCAACAACAACACUUCAAGUCUUUAAAAUUGUGAUUUUAAUUUUAUGUCAAAAAUGUAUGUAGAGAGUGCGCAGAGUCGGCAUUGGCGGAUUUUGUUAUGUUUAAAUCCGCGCGCGACCAGCCGGCCGGUGACGUUUCAAUAUUCGAUAAAUUAAGUGCAUCAUCUUAUUACAUUUUACUUGUUUAUUAAUCAUGCAUACUUGCAGUCGCAUUUGUGUCCCAGUAGUUUUAUGUACGCUAAGUUAAUUUACAUUUUAUAUUUAUACGUUUAAUGCUUUUGUCAGUCACGUGUGCUUUUGAACAGUGCGGAGACGGAGACGGAGGCGCGAACUCGAGUGUUCGAGUACGCCUUCCGCAGCAUUUUCAAAAGUGAUUAGUUUAAUGAAUAAAGAAUUUAUGCAAAACACAGGGCGGGAAGUGUGUGUGUGGGUGUGCAGUGGCCGCUGAGCGUCGAGUAAGCGCACUCAGCUUCGUCUCAACUCGGGCGCUGUCGGCUGUUGCACACUCAACCGCAAAUAACUGUUGCAUUGUGAAUGUGUAGAGCUUAGGAUAGACACACAUGUAUACAUACAUAUUUACUCAGCUGUUCAAUUGAAUCCGCUACACAUACCGUUAAAACUUCAGCAUGUUAAAUAGUAGAAUGAGAACAGUCAGAACACUGAUCUUUAGUAACUGAUAGUUAUCUAGCUAAAACUCAAAACUCAAUUAUUACAAAUGUCGGCAAAACAAAAAAUAGUUACAAUAACAAAAACACACGAAAAUAAACAUGAUUGAACAGCAAACAACAACUACUGCCACAAAAAGUGCAAGCGUUUUUAAGCAAAAAAUCGUAAAAUAAAUCAAAUUAAAUUUAAACUCUACUCAAAUAUUACAACAACCACACACAUACUCAGUUACAUACAUACAGUUAUGUAGAAAGUUAAGUAAAGGAUAAAGCUACAAGGAGAGAAUGCAAGAACACAUAAUUUCACUACAAAAACAUUGGCUUAGCAGACAGCAAAGGCAAAAUAUUAUUGCAAAUGUCGAGAAUUUUAAAUUUUACCAUAAAAUUGCAACAAAACCAAGAGACAUUUCGCAGGCAUCAAGUUGCAUACAAAAUACUAUAAUACAUACAUACAUAUAUACUCAAUACAUACAUAGCUUAUAUGUAAAUGUUGCGUGUGUACAUUUCGUCGAUUGUUUCGUUUAGUUUAGUCUCUUUUAGUUUAGUUUUAAAUAAUGAAUGAAACUUGUAACUGUAUUAGUCGAUAAAUAUGCAUUUUAGUACUUUAUGUCCAGUAAAGAUUGUGUCGCGUAAAUAAAAAAAUAUAUGGAAAUAAAAA